ACACGACCUUCUGAGCGAGUGAGGUCCUGCGUGAGAGGCUCCUUUGGGCGUGUUGCCAUGGCUACAACCUCUCAGCUGUUCAGGGCACUGCAUGGCAGGGACUUCAGUCGUAUCUGGACUUCUUCUUUCUCGUGCCAAACCCAUCUGCCUUGCUGCCAGUCGUUUCAGCCAGGUGCCUGUCUGAACCAGCGGAGCCCUAACAUAGAACGAAGAUGGUACCCGACGCGCGGUUUCAGGACCUCGGCCGUUCAACACAGCUACCACCUAAGCCCACCUCAGGUCAACAGCAUCCUGAAAGCCAACGAGUACAGCUUCAAAGUGCCUGAGUUUGAUGGUAAGAACCUCAGCACCGUCUUGGGCUUUGACAGCAAUCAGCUGCCAGCCAACGCUCCAAUCGAGGACCGACGCAGCGCGGCGACCUGCCUCCAGACGAGGGGGAUGCUACUGGGCGUUUUCGACGGGCACGCCGGUUGUGCGUGCGCCCAGGCCCUCAGCGAGCGCCUCUUUUACUACAUCGCCGUGGCGAUGCUCCCUCACGAGACCCUGGUGGAACUGGAGAACGCAGUGGAGAGCGGACGUCCCCUGCACCCCAUCCUGCAGUGGCACAAGCAUCCCAACGACUACUUCAGCAAGGAGGCUUCGCGCCUCUAUUUCUCCAGCCUGCGCACCUACUGGCAGGAGCUCCUGGACCUGAGCAACCCCGGGGAGACGCCCGACGUCAGGGAGGCACUCAUCAACGCGUUCAAACGGCUGGACAAUGACAUUUCCCUGGAGGCGCAGGUUGGCGACCCCAACGCCUUCCUCCACUACUGGGUACUGAGAGUUGCCUUUUCAGGUGCCACCGCCUGCGUCGCCCACGUCGACGGCAACGACCUUCACAUCGCCAACACGGGCGACGGAAGGGCGGUCCUAGGGGUGCAGGAGCCCGACGGCUCGUUCUCGGCGUUGACGCUCUCCAACGACCACAACGCGCAGAACGAGGACGAGGUCAGGCGGGUGCGGUCCGAGCACCCGCCGAACGAGGCCAAAACGGUGGUGAAGCAGGAUCGACUGCUGGGACUGCUCAUGCCGUUCCGCGCCUUCGGCGACGUCAAGUUCAAAUGGAGCAUCGAGCUGCAAAGGCGGGUGCUGGAAUCUGGGCCGGACCAGCUGCACCAGAACGAACACACCAAGUUCAUCCCACCCAAUUACCACACCCCGCCCUACCUGACGGCCGAACCCGAGGUCACCUACCACAGGCUCCGCCCACAGGAUCGGUUCUUGGUGCUGGGCUCAGACGGCCUGUGGGAGACGCUGCACAGACAGGAGGUGGUACGCAUCGUCGGCGAAUACCUGACAGGCGUACACCAGCAGCAGCCAAUCACAGUCGGCGGCUACAGGGUUACCUUGGGGCAAAUGCACGGGCUGCUUUUGGAGAGGAAGGCGCGUAUCUCGUCCACAUUCGAGGACCAGAACGCGGCGACGCACUUGAUCCGCCACGCGGUGGGAAACAACGAGUUUGGCACGGUGGAUCACGAGAGACUGUCGAAGAUGUUGAGUCUGCCCGAGGAACUCGCCAGAAUGUACAGGGACGACAUCACGAUAAUUAUAGUGCAGUUCAACCCGCACGUCAUCGGGGGGCAGCAAAACUGA
Messenger RNA from Chanos chanos (milkfish), 1632 nucleotides. It is a transcript of the gene pdp1, whose product is annotated as pyruvate dehydrogenase phosphatase catalytic subunit 1. Bases 58 to 1632 code for a protein of 524 amino acids. Gene Ontology annotation, cellular component: mitochondrion. Gene Ontology annotation, molecular function: cation binding; [pyruvate dehydrogenase (acetyl-transferring)]-phosphatase activity. The record is from RefSeq and is a predicted model, not a curated record. NCBI's taxonomy places the organism in Eukaryota, Metazoa, Chordata, Actinopteri, Gonorynchiformes, Chanidae. Gene Ontology annotation, biological process: protein dephosphorylation. The transcript has 2 exons.